GCAAUAUAGCGCCGCCAUGGACAGGAAGGUCAAGUUCCACGUCGAGAAGUUCCUCCGUGAGAAUGCAGAUUCCGGCUUGAUCAUCACCGAGUCGACCGUCGUCCAGUACCUUGUGUCGACGUACCCAGAAUACUCAAGAAAGCCUGCGGGCCCGUUGCGCAAAUUGGUCAGCAAGUUCCUUCCCAAACCCAAAGCCGACGGGAAGCGACCUCGUUCGGAAUCGUCGGACGAGGACGAAAAGCAGGCCCAACAGAUGGAGAGUGCGGCGCCACCACCAACCAACCUCCUCAACAACAUCAUUCGAAAGAGCUAUGCGGCUACUGCACCUGCCGAAAGCAAACCAGAGAAGUCCACCGACGUCGCUGCCGCCGACGAAAAGCCGAAGAAAGUGAAACGAGUCCGUGCCGAAACCCCUUCGCCGCCGUCCACGUCUGACUUUGUGGUGACACGUCCCACCACGCGAUACACGGACUUUGGCGGCAUCAAUUCAAUCCUGAAGGAAGUCCAGGAACUGAUCGAGUAUCCGCUGACGCACCCCGAAAUCUAUACGCAUUUGGGCGUCGAGCCUCCGCGCGGCAUCCUGCUCCACGGCCCGCCGGGGACGGGCAAGACCAUGCUGGCCAAUGCCAUUGCCGGGGAAUCUGGUGCUUGCUUCCUCAAGGUCAGCGCGCCUGAGAUUGUGUCGGGCAUGUCGGGCGAGUCGGAGCAAAAGGUCCGCGAAUUGUUUGAACAAGCGAUUGCAAACGCGCCGUCCAUCAUUUUUAUCGACGAAAUCGACGCGAUCACGCCGAAGCGAGAAAACUCGUCGCGGGGAAUGGAGAAGCGCAUUGUUGCGCAGCUCUUGACGUCGACGGACACGCUCAGCUUGGAAAACACGGGAGGCAAGCCCGUGCUCAUCAUCGGUGCAACCAACCGGCCGAACGAUCUCGAUCCAGCUCUCCGUCGCGCGGGCCGUUUCGACCGGGAGAUCUGCCUCGGAAUUCCUGACGAACCGUCUCGCGAGCGCAUCCUUCGGGUACUUGCAUCCAAGAUGCGUUUGUCUGGGGAUAUGGACUUCAAGGACCUCGCGCGGCGCACGCCGGGAUUUGUCGGCGCCGACUUGGUCAGUUUGACCAAAGAAGCCGCUGUCUUAGCUGUGAACCGCGUGUUCUCGACGCUGCUUGCGACGCCAGCACCAGCAACACCCCAUGGAGUAGACUUUGGCGACGAUACCGGUGCGAAUGAGGCCGACAAGCGCACCGUGAACGACGAAAUCCGCAGCGUCGCACCGUUCACUGCCGAGCAAAUGGAACCGCUUCGAGUCGACAUGUCCGAUUUUCUCAACGCAUUGCCCAAAGUCCAGCCCAGCUCCAAGCGCGAAGGAUUUGCCACAAUUCCAGACGUGUCUUGGAGCGACGUUGGGGCGUUGGUGCAAGUAAGGGCAGAACUCGUGCUGUCGAUAUUGCAUCCACUCCAGCACCCCGAACGAUUCACUGCCCUGGGGCUGAAAAUGCCGGCCGGUGUGUUGCUGUACGGUCCUCCUGGGUGUGGUAAGACGUUGUUGGCAAAAGCGAUCGCCAACGAAAGUGGGGCCAACUUUAUCUCGAUCAAGGGCCCAGAGUUGCUCGACAAGUACGUCGGUGAAUCCGAACGCGCGGUUCGCCAAGUCUUUGAACGCGCUCGUGCGAGUUCUCCGUGCAUUGUAUUUUUUGACGAACUGGACGCGCUGUGUCCCCGCCGAGGCAUGAGCGAUGGCGGAAACGGUGUAAGCGAACGAGUUGUGAACCAGCUCCUCACGGAAAUGGACGGUUUGGACGCUCGCAAGAAUGUGGUCGUGAUUGCCGCCACCAAUCGGCCUGAUAUCAUCGACCCCGCGAUGUUGCGCCCUGGGCGCUUGGACAAGCUCUUGUACGUGCCGCUGCCGACCGCGACCGAUCGUUACCACAUUCUGAAAACACUCGCGGCCAAGUGCUCGUUGGACCCGUCGUUGGAUCUGGAAAAGGUCGCACACGACCCGCGCUGUGACAGCUUUAGCGGCGCCGAUCUCAGCGCGCUCGUCCGAGAAGCCGGCGUCUCGGUGCUCCGCGAGUCGACAGUACAUACGACGGAGCUCAAGAUCCUUGCAAAGCACUUCGAACAAGCCUUCCAGACCGUGUUUCCAUCAGUGUCCAAGGCAGAUCAAAAGAUCUUUGAAAAGAUGAAGCAGAACCUGCGCAAGUCGCGCGUGACGCUGACCAACCAGGAUGGCGAUGCCAAAGAUACAGAGGCAGCACAACCUUCCGCAGCUCAAGGGGAUCUCCCGCCGACCCAAGCCAAGUAAUUUGAAUUCUAGCCGUGUUUCGAAUGAAUCGUUUGUGUCGUGGUCGUUGGUUCGUGUUGCCCUUCCGAGGUGGAGAGAUUAUUUUAACCAAUCAAACGCAC
Molecule: messenger RNA, 2400 nt
Organism: Aphanomyces invadans
Lineage: Eukaryota; Oomycota; Saprolegniomycetes; Saprolegniales; Verrucalvaceae
Exons: 8
Coding region: 17-2299 (760 amino acids)
Biological process (GO): ribosome biogenesis
Cellular component (GO): nucleus
Molecular function (GO): ATP binding; preribosome binding; ATP hydrolysis activity
Source: RefSeq, a predicted model, not a curated record